Molecule: messenger RNA, 1590 nt
Organism: Lachancea nothofagi CBS 11611
Lineage: Eukaryota; Fungi; Ascomycota; Saccharomycetes; Saccharomycetales; Saccharomycetaceae
Source: the annotation of a GenBank genome assembly
AUGAGUGAUGCUAUUCCAGAAUUUGAUUUCUCGGAUAUUUUGAGCUCUAGGGAGGCUUCAGGUUCAAGCACCUUUGAAACUCACAACGACUUAACAAAUGCAGCGAGUCGCUCCAGAGUAAGUUCGCCGGCCCUCAAUGUUUUUGAAAACACGGGCUCCUCAAAGAAAAGAACGCGGGACCCACAAGUGGUACAUUUGUUGAAGAAAGUUAGCGUUCAGACCACACUGCUGUCAGUGAUUCUGCCUCUCUUCUCUUUGUUCAAGCUUCUUUUAAGUCGGCCUGAAUGGAAUGCGGCCAUGCUCAAGUGUCUCUUAGUGUACAUGUUUCUGUCGCAAGUUAGCUUGGUUGCAGGAUAUCACCGAUUUUUCACACAUGCAUCGUAUCAAUGUGAUCUUUCAGUACAGUCGGUGUUUGCGAUUUUGGGGGGCUCCUGUGGUUUGGGUUCUAUUCUCGACUUCUCCAGUCAGCAUUUGGCCCAUCAUCAUCAUGUCGAUACUGAAAGAGACCCACAUGCCAUUGUCGUACACGGUUGGCUGUUCGCACAGUGGGGCCAUAAGCUUUUUAAUGGAAAUCGUAAAUCCGCUCGAGCUGUUUUAGAAUGUCGCAACACUUUGGAAUCAACCGCAAGAGCCACUGCUGGUGACAAGACAAAAAAUGAUAUCGCUCCUCCAAGUUACGCUCUCUUGCGUUGGCAACACGAAAACUAUGCGGAGAUUUUGUUCCUCACCCUAGUUAUAAUACCAUGCAUUAUGGCUAAGUUCUUCGGUCUACCGUACUUGAGUGGAAUUUUUUAUUUGGGGCUAGUACGAAUGUCUUUGAUCCAACAGCAAUGGCUAAUCAUUGGUUUCCUGUGCCAUAUGAAACAUUUUCCCUUUGCGAAGCAACCCUUUGACAACUCUAGGUCUGCAAUCAAUUUACCUUUUGGUUUUCUUUGGGAUCUAAUCACUUUUGGGGAGUCCAAUCACAACUUUCAUCAUGAGUUCCCUGGAGACUAUAGAAAUGGACCAAAUAAAAUUCAGUGGGAUCCGUCGAGAUAUGCCAUUUUGCUUCUAUACUACCUUGGCUUCGCUGGCAAACUUCACUAUACCAGCCAAGACCAAAUUAACAAGUGCCUUAUCCAGCAGCAACAAAAGAAUUUGGACGAAGAAAGAUCCAAGCUACAAUGGGGUAUACCGUUAGACAAACUACCCGUUAUGCUUCCGGAGACUUUUGUUAGAUUAGCAAAACAAGAAUUUGAGACAAAAAAACGAGCUUUGGUAGCUAUUGAAGGUGUGAUUCACGACGUCACUCCAUUCAUAAAUGAUCAUCCCGGUGGUGUGGCGCUUGUGUGCACUAGCGUUGGCAAGGACGCGACACAAGCUUUUAAUGGCGCAGUUUAUCUGCACUCACAAGCGGCUCGAAAUCUUUUGGCAACUAUGCGGAUUGCAGUACUUGGACGCGGUCGUAUUGGCAUUGAACCAACAAUUUGGGAAAAGCAUAUGUUGGAGAGCAACAAUUUCAAAAAUGAUUCGAAGGGACGUGAGAUUGUAAGAAAUAAACAGCAGGUUACUUUCACAAACAAGAAUCAUUAUGCUGCCGGUGCAGCAUGA